This is a messenger RNA of Symsagittifera roscoffensis, 1003 nucleotides long. Its product is annotated as aldehyde dehydrogenase, mitochondrial-like. Gene Ontology annotation, molecular function: aldehyde dehydrogenase (NAD+) activity. The record is from RefSeq and is a predicted model, not a curated record. Lineage: Eukaryota; Metazoa; Xenacoelomorpha; Acoela; Convolutidae. The transcript is spliced from 6 exons. Bases 23 to 1003 code for a protein of 326 amino acids.
GAGGGUGGUGUUUACUAGAGGAAUGUCACGAGACGACAAGGGCAGCUCGAAAACUAAAAUGGAGCACCUUCUCGCGGUUCCUCUGCAGCCGGCGAUCAAGAAUCCCGAAAUCAAGAGGACCCAGCUGUUCAUCAACAACGAAUAUGUGGACUCAGUCAGUGGGAAGACAUUUGACACUAUCAACCCCGUGAACGAACAAGUCAUCUGCCAGGUGCAAGAAGGGGACAAGGCGGACGUGGACUUAGCAGUGGCAGCUGCCAGGUUAGCCAUGAACCGAAAGUCCACUUGGAGGACCAUGAACCCGGCCGAUAGAGGGCAACUGCUGCACAAGAUAGCAGAUAUAAUCGAACGGAACACAGCCUACAUCGCUUCCCUAGAAGUGCUGGAUAAUGGGAAACCGUACGUCAUGGCGUUUCUCGAUGUCACAACUUGCGUUUCCUGGUUUAGAUACUACGCCGGAUACUGUGACAAAAUCGAGGGCCGCACUUUGGCCAUGGAAGAUGGGAAGAUGGGCUACACCAGGUACGAGCCAGUGGGAGUUGUGGGUGCCAUCACCCCCUGGAAUUUUCCCUUCCUGAUGACGUCACUGAAACUGAGCCAGUGUCUGGCAGCUGGGAAUGCGGUGGUGCUCAAGCCGCCCGAGCAGACUCCCUUGACGACGCUGCUGUUCGGAGACAUCGCCAUAGAGGCCGGAUUUCCACCAGGCGUCAUCAACAUCAUACCUGGUUACGGGCCGACCGCAGGCGCCGCAAUCUCGCACCAUCCAGACAUAAACAAAGUGGCUUUCACUGGAUCCACCGAGGUUGGCCAUCUGAUCCAAACUGCUUCUGGCGAGUCAAAUUUGAAACGAGUCACUCUAGAGCUGGGCGGUAAAUGCCCUUUGAUCAUCAGCAAAACUGCUGAUCUAGACAUCGUAGUACCAUUCGCUCAAAAUGCAUGUUAUGUUAACAUGGGUCAAACAUCUGUUAAGGUCUUAUUCGAGACUUAUGGUCGCACCAGAUGA